AUGAGGCCCCUGAAAUAUGAGCAACUUCUCCGCAUUGAGGACCAUGAUUUUGCAAUGAGACCUGGAUUUGAAGGAGGGCCAUUACCAGUGGGAAUAGAUGUCCAGCUUGAAAGCACUGCCAGCAUUUCAGAGGUUAACAUGGAUUUUACGAUGACUUUUUAUCUCAGACACUAAUAGGAUUACUGGAAAGAUGAAAAGCUCUCCUUCCCUAGCAUGACAAACAAAAGCAUGACUUUUGAUCAUAGAUUGAUCAAAAAGAUUUGGGUGCCUGAUACCUUUUUUGUCUAUUCUAAAAGAUCCUCCAUCCACGAAAUGACUGUGGAGAACACCAUGCUGUGUAUACACCCUGAUGGCAACGCCCUCUUCAGCCUCAGGAGAGGAGAGCUGAUGACUGUUUCAGCCAUGUGCUUUAUGGAUUCCAGCAGGGUUCCUCUGGACAGGCAAAAUUGUUCCCUUGAAUUGGAAAGCUAUGCCUACAAUGAAGAGGAUCUCAUGCUUUACCGGAGAAGUGGAAACAGGUGCUUAAAUACCGAUGAGCAUAUUUCCCUUUCUCUAAUCACUGAGGAGUUCAGUGCAUCCAGUGGAUUUGCCUUCCACAGCAGCACAGAGCAGGGGGAGGUGGAGAAGCCCUUAGUGGCGGUUGGAGCCAGCAGCUGCCACUUGCUCCCGCUGACAGUGCAGAGCGAUCGGGACUGGCACCGGAUGCCCUCAAUGGCAGGAAUCACCACGGAGCUGACCAUGCCCACCGGCGUCCCUGGAGUGAGCGCCUCCAGGCACGUGUCCUACAUCAGGGCCCUGCACGCACCCCGGGGUCAGCUCCCUCUUUGCGUCCCGGUUGAGUUUGCAGUACGGAGCUACCUCACCGCAGGGGAAGAGCGGGAACAGCUCAGCAAGACAGGGAGGAUUUCUGGACUGUACAGUGUUAAGGCGAUGGCCUUUGAUGGAUGUUACCAUGACAGUGAGACUGACAUGGCCCAGGCUUCCUUUUCUCUCCACGCGGAGGAAGCCUUAGUCACAGGCAGCCCCAGCGCAGGUCCGUCUGGAUAAAGGGAAGAAGAUCCCUGGGGGCACGUUGGUAGAAUCACUCUGGAGAACAGCCAUGUCAUUGACACCUGUUCACGGAUUUUAUUUCUCAUUGUGUCUAUUACAUUUAAUUUGUUUUACUGGGGUAUAUAUGAGUGA
Molecule: messenger RNA, 1182 nt
Organism: Myotis myotis
Lineage: Eukaryota; Metazoa; Chordata; Mammalia; Chiroptera; Vespertilionidae
Gene: GABRR3
Product: gamma-aminobutyric acid type A receptor subunit rho3
Biological process (GO): monoatomic ion transmembrane transport; regulation of membrane potential; nervous system process
Cellular component (GO): neuron projection; synapse; GABA-A receptor complex
Molecular function (GO): extracellular ligand-gated monoatomic ion channel activity; neurotransmitter receptor activity; GABA-A receptor activity
Source: RefSeq, a predicted model, not a curated record